Messenger RNA from Daldinia vernicosa, 2232 nucleotides. RefSeq lists its product as uncharacterized. Lineage: Eukaryota; Fungi; Ascomycota; Sordariomycetes; Xylariales; Hypoxylaceae. Bases 333 to 1673 code for a protein of 446 amino acids. The record is from RefSeq and is a predicted model, not a curated record. The transcript is spliced from 2 exons.
ACCGUUACUAUAUCGUUAAGUCGCAUACCCCUUCACGAGACUCUCAAACUACUAAUAUACCGUCCCAACCUAAAAUUUUUGUCGUGCUAAACGUUAUGUGAAUAUGUCCGGACCAUAUGUGAUAUCUUGUGCUGGGACAGUUCCCCAAAGUAUAAGUACCUAUUCAUUAGGUUCCCGUUUUCUUCCAGCAAUUUCUACAUGACCAAAUCAUCCUGCUAUCGAGUACCGUGGUGACACUGAAGCGAACAGGCACAAGAACAUGGUCGCUGACUUCGGACUCGGAGGAUAUAUACGACAAUUUUACCAUCUGACUGAGGGAAUCCCAUAAAGCUAUGUCAGGAGUAGAGCGUAUUCAUCGCUACCUGGCGAGAACCAUGGAUAUUCGAGACCCCGAAGGAUUCGACUGGUGGGAGGAUAGGCUGAUCCCUAUCCUGGACACGAGCAACAUUCACAACCCGAAACAGUUGAACGACUUGCUAAAACGCUAUGUACCUACUAUGAAAUCAGUUAAGAAAUUGCCUGCCAAUACCGCUUUCGUUGCCCUAGAUAUCAAACCUAAGUUUGGGAUUGGGGGGCUAUUUGACGUUAGCCUGGCACUUUUAUCCAAACUCGAGGAGCACAACUGUGCCAGACACGAGGAAAGGCUAUGUCUCGCCGACUUCAUAACGGAACAUCAGGUCAAGGUCACGUCGUUUAGAGUCAACAUGAUAGGCCGAAGGGAGGUAGUCAACCCCAGAGCGACGGCCACAAUAGUUCGUGCUAUGAGGAAGCUUUGCGAAGAAGUCCCAGGUCAAAAUAUCGCGCUUAUCGGCUUCUCUCCUCCAAAAGAUAUCGAGUGUAUAGGCUUGAACUUUGCGCAUAUCAUCGAAAUGUUCCCCUAUUGGAUAGACCUUUCAAGGAUGAUCGGAGCGGCUUCUCCAGCCUUAGCAUACCAUCAAAUGGAUAUGAGAACUAUCCUUCGUGCCUUUGGCUACAGCUCCAUUGAUACAGUAUGGAUUGUAGGAAUUCGCAUAGUCGUUAACGAAGCGGUUAGAGCAUUGGCCGUGCUACAUGGAUUGCAAUGUCGAGAGGGCGUGGAAAGGCUCGUACUGGGAGAGCGAAAGUUUCCGGAUAUAAAGAUUGAAGCCCGGGUCGAGGCCUUCAGAUUCAUGCCAUACAAGGCAUUGAUUCACAACCAGGGUUUACCUCUGCCUCCUAGCAUCGAUUCUGCCCAGAAGUUGGCCCUCGCAACAGAAGAUUGUCAACCCUUUGGAGUUGCCGCUGACAUAUGCGAUGUACGGUUUGAAGGCAAUAAACCGCGUUGUCCCGGUAUCCACGCGACGCGCAUGACUCGAGGAUGCGUCUGUUUUAAUGACGAAAGAACACUGGAGGAAUUUAUAAACAACGUUGAUGGUAGCAUCAUAGACGGAGUAACGAUCAAGGUUGAAAGGAUUCCUUAUCAGCCGCUCUGGAAGUAUUUAAAGGAAGCUAUCAAGGCGAGAGGUAUUUCUCUGUAUGCUUGGCUAGCGAUGGCUGCAACGACGACCAAAGAAAAUCUACCGCGAUGGUAUGAUGCAUUAUCUUCGCCAACCGAAGGCAUACUCCCAUGGUGUCCUAAUCCAGAAGACGCACCUCCCGGCUUCUAUGAUACCGAUGAUGAUAGUACAACUUAUUUCGGUCGAUUACGGGGCUAAAUAUAUUUUUAUGAUUUCAUUUUUUAGAAGCGCCCGCCGGCCCCGGCCACGGUCCACGUCCUAGGUUGUGGCUUGGUCACCCACGCAAAAAUCCGAAAGAUUUCUCCCUGACAGUACGGAGCGCCUCCCUUCGGGUUGAGGCCAGCGACGUAUCCGGGACGACGACGCCCCGAGAAGCACCCGAUUGAAGUUCCCCCCUCGAAUCGAAGAGGCAUAUACAGGAAUGUGCCUAACAACAUACUUAAUUGCGACAACCAAUCAAAGCAAUCCCGAAAGUAUAUACCGACGAAGACGAAGUGGUUGUGCAACGCAGCAGUGAGGCAAUUGGAGCGGUCCAGGUUUUCUCCGACACAAGCACGGUUCCUGGCCGGACAUUUACCGAGCAGAUCCGGAAUGCCUGAUGUAAUAGAUAGCAUCCAUAGGCGAAACGGUGUAAGAUAAAUAAAUAAAUAAAUAAUUUUUUUUAGAAGUAUAGGUUAGAAGUACCUAACUGUCACAGAGUAGAUGGGUACGAAAUACACGUGAUAAUAGGCGGUGAUACGAGGGUCUGAAUCGUGUG